This is a messenger RNA of Eptesicus fuscus (big brown bat), 1367 nucleotides long. It is a transcript of the gene FDPS, whose product is annotated as farnesyl diphosphate synthase. Gene Ontology annotation, biological process: trans, trans-farnesyl diphosphate biosynthetic process. The coding region runs from base 24 to 1307 and encodes 427 amino acids. Gene Ontology annotation, molecular function: dimethylallyltranstransferase activity; (2E,6E)-farnesyl diphosphate synthase activity. Gene Ontology annotation, cellular component: cytoplasm. The record is from RefSeq and is a predicted model, not a curated record. NCBI's taxonomy places the organism in Eukaryota, Metazoa, Chordata, Mammalia, Chiroptera, Vespertilionidae. The transcript has 10 exons.
GGAGUGCUCGGUGCCUCCUCCCUAUGCCAGCCCCUGUCCCCUUGAUGCCUCUGUCCCGCUGGCUGAGAUCUGUGGGGGUCUUCUUGCUGCCAGCCCCCUGCUGGGUGCCACAGGAAAGGUGGCUGGGUUCCCUACAGCGGCCCUCCCUGGUGCACCGGGGCUCAGUCCUGGGGGCAUGGCACAGUGUCCGCUGCUGGUGCCAAGUGUGGACAGAGGAGCCUCGAGUACUUUAUUCCUCCCUCAGAAUGAAUGGAGACCAGAAAUUGGAUGUUUAUGACCAAAACAAGCAGGAUUUCAUCCAGCACUUCUCCCAGAUUGUCAAGGUGCUGACUGAGGAUGACCUGGGGCACCCAGAAACAGGAGAUGCUAUUGCCCGGCUUAAGGAGGUCCUGGAGUACAAUGUCGUUGGAGGGAAGUACCAACGGGGUAUGACGGUGCUGGUAACUUUCCAGGAUCUGGUGGAACCAAGCAAGCAGGAUGCUGAGAGUCUCCAGCGGGCCAUGACUGUGGGCUGGUGUGUGGAACUGCUCCAAGCUUUCUUCCUGGUGUCAGACGACAUUAUGGAUGCAUCCCUCACCCGACGGGGGCAGCCCUGCUGGUAUCAGAAGCCAGGCAUUGGUUUGGAUGCCGUGAAUGAUUCUCUUCUCCUGGAAGCGUGUAUCUACCGACUGCUGAAGCUCUACUGCCGGGAGCAGCCCUAUUACCUGAACCUGAUGGAACUCUUCCUGCAGACUUCCUAUCAGACUGAGAUUGGACAGACCCUGGACCUCAUCACAGCCCCGCAGGGCAACGUGGAUCUUGGCAGAUUCACUGAAAAGAGGUACAAAUCUAUUGUCAAGUAUAAGACAGCUUUCUACUCCUUCUACCUUCCUGUAGCUGCUGCUAUGUAUAUGGCAGGCAUUGACGGGGAGAAGGAACACGCCAAUGCCAAGAAGAUCCUGCUGGAGUUGGGAGAGCUCUUUCAGAUCCAGGAUGAUUACCUUGAUCUCUUUGGGGACUCCAGUGUGACGGGCAAGAUUGGCACCGACAUCCAGGACAACAAAUGCAGCUGGCUGGUGGUACAGUGUCUACAACGGGCCUCUCCAGAACAGCGCCAGAUCCUGCAGGAGAAUUAUGGGCACAAAGAGGCUGAGAAGGUGGCCCGGGUGAAGGCACUCUACGAGGAGCUGAAUCUGCAGGCCGUGUUUACGCAAUAUGAGGAAGACCGUUACAGCCACCUUCUGGGUCUCAUCGAGCAGUACUCUUCGCCCCUGCCCCCCGCCAUCUUCCUGAGGCUAGCACAGAAGAUCUACAGGCGGAAAAAGUGACCUAGAGACUGCCAGGGCGGGGAGGGGAGGCUUUCAAUAAAUUAUCCUCAUUUUAUGUCA